Molecule: messenger RNA, 1602 nt
Organism: Symbiodinium natans
Lineage: Eukaryota; Dinophyceae; Suessiales; Symbiodiniaceae
Source: the annotation of a GenBank genome assembly
AUGGUGGCGUAUGCAAAUGGUGAAGACGGCGAGCUCCUGUGUGGAUUUGUGAAGGUUUGGACAUCUGAGCGCAAUUACCCACGUGUCCGGGCCAGCGAGCGAGCCAGGCUCAGGGCGGAGCAUUCUGGAAAGGAGGAUGAGUUCGAGGCUUUCUGCGCCAAGACGAUGCCUGCGCCAGAGGACGUCAGAGAGGAUGUGAUCGAAAAGCCUCCCACGGACGCAUUUCGCCACGAUGCGCAGUACAUGGCCACGCACAUAUCCAUCGUGCCUCCAGCGGAGAAGUUGGAGUUGACGGUGCGGGACACCCGAACCAGGCCCAUCCCUGCUUCGCUGACAGCAACCCAUGCCGCACUGGAACAUCCGCUUCGGAGCAGUGACCGUCACGGCUUUGCGCCGCCCGGGCACCCGUCCGAUCAGUUCUAUGACGCUGCGGCAGCCCGCGUGCCGCCCCAGCCCGUACCGGAUGGGACGCAGAAGCUCGAACUGGAGUUCCUGGAGACCAUUGAGGCUUCCUGGGCGACAGGCGAAUCACAGCCCGAGCUCUGGGGCCAGUACGCCAAACGAGCAGAGGAGCUCCUCAUCACCAUGCCGCUGGACCGCAUCCUACGGGUUCUCAAGGCCUUUGUGAUGGCGAGAUAUCGCGGUGCUGACUUGCUGAAUCGAAUUGGCUCCGAGCUUGCCAGGGAGGUGAAAAGUGCCUCCUCGACACGGCUCUGCCAAGUUUUUCACUGGCUCGCCAGGGCUGGCCUGCGGGAUCAGACGCUCAUGUCCCUCAUGGGCAACGAGGCGCUCUUCCGCCUGUCAGAUGACUUCGUCUUGGACAUGUAUGUCGAAGUGAUGAACGUGCAUGCUAGGCUUGAUGUUCGCAAUCCGCGGCUGGUUGGCGCAAUGCUGCGCGAGAUGGCGCCCUUCUUUAGGGAACUCAGCAAAGAUCAGUGCACUUCAGUUAUCCCUCUGACGGUGAUGUCCAUCUUCUCGGACGAGGCUCGAGUGGCCUACCUUUCGCGAUGUGCCGAACUGAACAUGGGGCUUCCAGUUCGCAUGACGAAGCCGGAUGUUCUGAGACAGUUUCGUCUUUUGGAGGACUGUCUGCGCUUGGAUUAUCAUCCGACGGUGCUGCCGGCCCAGGUGCAGCUGUGGCUGCAAAAUCUGAAGGCCGAAAGCGAGGCACAUGAUGCGAUCAUCCCAACCCCUCUGUCCGAUGUCGAGAAGGACAUCUUGCGGAUCCUUGAGCAGGAAAUGGAUGUCGCAGUGACUCCGAUCCUGCAGGACUCUGUGCUGACCCUUCACUUGGUCUUGGGCAAAACCGUCUUACAGGUCAUGGAUGCCUAUGAUGACUAUUAUGUUACACCAGCUAUGGGAGGCCAGCGCCUGGUACGUGCAGAGACGAAGCUGCAGCAACGUCUGAUCUGGCGCCGGGGCUGGAGACUUCUGACCCUUGAUGCUGAGGAGUGGAAGAAGCUCACGGACGACAUCUACAAGAAGGACCUGCUGGAGGAGCUCUUGAUCCAUGGGCAGCACAAGCCCGAGCAUUUCUUUCGAACACCACACGCCAUACGCUCCGAAAAACAAUCUUCUGUUUGCAUGGUACCCUCGUGGUAG